AUGGGGCUGGAGGAGAGCAUGGUUCUGGAUAUGGAGGUGGAGCUGGUGAAGGAGGUGGUGCUGGGAGCUGGAAGUGGAAGUGGUGGUGGAUAUGGUGGUGCUGGAGGAUCAGGUGGUGGUGGUGGAGGUGGACAUGGUGGUGGCGGCGGUGGUGGAGCUGGUGCUGGUGGUGCUGGAGGAAGUGGAUACGGUAGUGGAGGUGGUGCUGGUGCUGGUGGGGGUGCUGGAGGAGCGCAUGGUGGAUACGCUGGUGGUGGAGGAGCUGGUGGCGGUUCAGGAGGCGGAGGCGGUGGUGGGGCGAGUGGAUAUGGAGGUGGUAGUGGCGGCGGUGAAGGUGGUGGUCAUGGUGGUGGCUAUAUGCCUUGA
Messenger RNA from Helianthus annuus (common sunflower), 366 nucleotides. Its product is annotated as glycine-rich protein DOT1-like. The transcript has 2 exons. The record is from RefSeq and is a predicted model, not a curated record. Bases 1 to 366 code for a protein of 121 amino acids. Lineage: Eukaryota; Viridiplantae; Streptophyta; Magnoliopsida; Asterales; Asteraceae.